UACAAACAUGACAAUGACACUUUGUUUGUAUAUCUUAAACCCGGAAUAUAUAGUUUAACAGUAUUCUUAUCGCUGCAGCUGAACAUUGAUUACAGUCUAACAAUGAUUUGGUGUGUUUUUUCUAUUUUUUUAACUGUUCAAUCAAUAGAAAACACAAAGUUUGAGACAUGGGAAAAGUGGAUUCCGCCAUUUGUUAGCAGAACUGAUCUACUUUGCCCGACCGAUCUUUGUACGCUAGAUGUGACACUAAAUGUUACAUCGAAAAAUGGUUGCUGCACUUGUUUGGCUAAACCAUCUUGGAAAUUUAACCCAUGGAUUUAUGAUUUAGUUUUGAAGUAUACGCGAAGAGGGGGUAUAGCUCAACUCAUAGGGGAAAUAACAGUUAAUUCAAGAUUGGUACAUAAUAAUGGAUUUUUAUCACAUUUACCAUACAAUUUAUGCAAUUUCGUGAAUAUCGUAGAAAUAGAAGCCACUUACAAUAAAAUUUCCUCAAUUGGGAACAUAUCGUGUUUACAGAUGCUCGAUACGCUUGAUUUGAGUUAUAAUUCGAUUGAGUCAAUUGGGAAUAGCACGUUUAAGCAUUUACCUUUAUUAAGAGAAUUACGUUUGUCUCAUAAUGGAAUAAAAACCGUAGAACCAUUUACUCUGGCGGGAACAACGAUGUCUAUUUUUUGGGUCGAUUUAUCCUGGAACAAUAUGACGAAACUUGAUAUAAGUAAUGUGGUCUCAGAAUAUCAGUUCUGUCGGUAUGAUUUCUCUUCAAACAAAAUUAUUCAAAUAGUAAAUGAACAAAAUUUUCAAUUUGAUGUCAACAAAUAUUAUGUGGGAGGAUUCCUUAAUUUGGAUUCUAAUGAUUUCACACACUGGUUUGACGUCAAAGAUCUAGGAUUACACGAUAUGACAAUUUUAGGAAAAUUCUUUCGAAUACGAUUAUCUUUGCAAAAUAUGAAUUGGACUUGUGAUUGCCGAAUGGAACCGUUCUUUGCACUUUCACGAGAUGCGUUAAAAAGAAUGUCGCGUGAUUACUUUAAUGUUAUAUGUUGGGAUCCACCAGAAUAUCGGGGACUGUCGGCUACAGAACAUUUUCUGAAAAGGGAUAGACUUGAUUUGCUAAUUUGUAACAAAACGUCUGCUGAUAAAUGUCCGAAAAAGUGUCACUGUUUUUAUCAACCGAAAAACAGAAGAACUGUGAUCAAUUGUACUAGUGUUGGAUUAAUUGCAUUGCCAAAGUUUGUUCCGGAAGGAGAUAAUUUGACUUUGCUAUUAGAUGGUAACAAUAUAGAGUUUUUAGAACAUCGAGAAUAUUUCAACAGAUCGUCUGUCAUUAGCAUAUCAAAUAAUAAACUAAAUAGCAUAGCAAGCAAUGCCAUUGGAUCUAUAGGCAGUAACACGGUUCUUGAUUUGUCUGGUAACAGUAUAAAUGAGUUGCCUCGAGAUAUUCAAUCGUUUGAUCCCUGUAUAAUGAAAUUGGGAAUUAUAAAAAUAUCUUGCAGUUGUAAUGAUCAUUGGCUUGUAAACUGGGUGAAAAACAAGCGCGCAGAAAAAUGCAAAAAUAUCACUGAAAUUAUCUGUUUUAUCGACGAUGGGUAUGUUUCAACGAUUGGUUUAGAUUUAGGAAAUUACUGCAAUGAUGACUCUAAUUUGACAUUUUUUAACAUCUUAUUUGGAUUAAUAAUUGCUCUGCUCUUAGGAAUUUGUGGUUUAAUGUAUACAUUCCGCUACGAAUUGUUUAUUUUAAAGAGAAAGUUUGUGAAUCAGAAAUCUUCGAAAAUAUACCCAUUACUAAAAUACGAUGUUUUCUUAUCUUUUGAUGACAAUGACACUGAACUGCGUUUUUGGGUAAUGAAAACAUUGGCUUCCUACUUGAAAGGCGCAUGUUAUAAGACUUUCAUACCGUGUAGAGAUGGUAACAUCGGGGAAGUCAGAGAAGAAGCCAUGAUUGAUAAUAUAAAUGUUUGUAAAAACUAUAUAGUCAUACUCUGUGACAAAUAUCACACUGAAGAUACGUUUUGGACAACCAUUGAAUGGAAGUACAUUUGGCAUAACUUUAAACAAAAUAAGGAAAGACAAAUCAUACUUUUGAAUUACCAUCAGUUAGAGUCGUCAGAGGUCCGUGAAAUUAAACUUAAAGCUUUUAUACGAGUUGGUACAGAUAUUGACUUUUCAAACAGGAAGCAUACUUUGUUACAGGACAUUCAAGAUAGAUUAGGUUCCCCAAUUCUUACAACCAAUUAUUCUUUUUAAUUUCUUUUAAGCUGUAAUUAUUCAUCUUAAAUUCAUUUCUGUAUACUAGUAUAUAUAGCAUACGUGUCAUUCUGCAUCUUAUAAGUAAAAGCUAUAUACAAUGUGUACUAGUCAACAAAAGUAACGAUACACAAGUUCGAACUCAAAUUUAACUUAAGAUAUAAUAAAUAGGAAAAACAGCUAAAUUGUCCAAUGAAAACAUUCAAAUGUAUAUGAUUAAAAGAAUCUGACUAAAUUGGAAAAUGAGAAACACCGGGUUAUGGGGAAAUGAAGACAAAAGUCGGCACUUACUUUCGAGAUAAGAAUUAAGUAUUCAAAUAUCUUCAAAGCCAUUCAAAAUUUUAGGUUAAACCAUGUCUAAAGUUUUAAGUUAAAAUAUCGAUUUUUGAU
Mytilus trossulus (common blue mussel) is the source of this 2634-nucleotide messenger RNA. Its product is annotated as protein toll-like. Gene Ontology annotation, molecular function: protein binding. Bases 103 to 2244 code for a protein of 713 amino acids. Gene Ontology annotation, cellular component: extracellular matrix. NCBI's taxonomy places the organism in Eukaryota, Metazoa, Mollusca, Bivalvia, Mytilida, Mytilidae. The record is from RefSeq and is a predicted model, not a curated record. The transcript has a single exon. Gene Ontology annotation, biological process: signal transduction.